GCUCCCUCAGCAUGGCCCUUGUAACGCUGCCUGUUGCAGCUGGCGCACCAAGCCAACCAUCUCCCUACCCGCUGAGAGCUGCGGCAAUGUGUUGGCUGGUUACAGGCUGGGGUCAGGACUCCUGGGUUCUCUCUCUGGCUGGGCAGGGAGUCAGCCUGUUGAGCAGGUGGAGACCCACGACUUCUGGAUUCUGUUCCUGACUCUGCCACAGCCUCCUGCUCCCCUCUGAGCUGCAGCUUCCCCAGCUCUGCAAAGGGGGCGGUCAUGCUUCCCCCCGUCCCAGGGCCGCGUGAGGCUUAAGUCCCUGAUGCAUGUAAAUGGCAUCAAUCUGAAAAGUGCUGGAUAUCCUCAUUGAUGGGAAGGUGCAGCCCAAGGAGAGAGCAGGUCCCUGCGAUACAAUUAACUUAUUUAUACGGCACUUUUUCUACAACAUGUGAGGCAAACUACUCGACGGGCUCCCUCAAUAACAGGGCAAGAGAACAUCAGGGAGGUAGAGGUUGGGACAGGACUUUAGGAUUAAACCCAACUGCCACCCAAAUUCUGCAUCCUGUCGAUGCCCCUGUUACUAACGAUCCCUAGCUUUUAGAGAGCCGUUGCAUCGGUGGAUCUCACAGCGCCUUGCAGACAAGGCCAGUGUCAUCACCCGUGUUUUACAGACGGGGAGAUGGAAGGGAAGGGACUUGCCCAAAAUCAAGCCAAGAAUAGAACCCCCUCCAGUCCUCCGUCCACUACCCCACGCUGUCUUACAAGGGAACCAUUUCCACAGCUUGAUCCAGGACGGCUCUGUGGCUUUGGACCUUCCACUGCCAUCACAGACGGGGGAGGCUGCUUCUGUCUCCGUCGCCUCCAGGCCCCCAGCUGCCCGGGACAUGCCUUCAGGAUGCAACUGGAGGUGCAUGGUGACUAGUUGCAGCAAUAAAUCCUCAGUAAUUGCAACAGGCUUUUCCCACAGCUUACAGCCCGGAGGCUUUUAAUGAUAAAGCCUCAGGUUUGACUUUUCACCUGAGACAGCCGAGAUUGGUUUUACACUCUUGUACCCCCAGACUCCUCCUGUGGCCUAUCGUGGUGUUCCACCACUCUCCACCCUUCCCCAAGAACUCCUUGUCCCCGCUCCCGAGAGCCUUGUCCUGGCGGCAUCCUCCCAGAUGACUGUAGCACCCUAGGGGCUGCUUCUCUUCCUGCAGCACAGAAAGUUAUGGGGCCCCUGACCCGUUGAGGACUAUGGCCAGGAGUCAAGAUGCUGCGUUCCCUGCUGGCCGCUGCUCCAUGGUGAAGGCUGCAAUCUGCUCUGGGUCUGCAUCUCAAGGGUGGUGAUGCUCUUUAAGGGCCCAGCACUAGUUACUAAGCAGGCGUACCUGGGCAGGGAGCAGCUGGUUCCCCUGUAAAGGGCAGCAGGAAGCUAGGGAGGGGAAUGCUCUGGGAAAGAGGGACUGGAGAGUGCUGAAGGUGAGUAGGGUCCAGCAGGGAACCCUGAGGUUUCAGAGAAAAGGCUCAGAGCGGGGAGGCCUCCAGCAGGACUAGGAACAUGGACUUGAUCGGGGGCGGAGAACUCAUUUCAACUAUUUUGUUACAUUAAGAAAUCCAGCCCUGGGAGGGGAGUUGCUGAACUUGCAGAAAGUUUGCUUUGGUAAUGUAAUGGAGAAAGCCCUAACAAGUGGGGAAACUGAGGCGGGGCUGCUGCAGCGUGACCUUAGGCCCUGAGGGGGCACUCAGGAGGCAGCCGGCCUGAUGACAGUGGUGCUUGGGCUCCCAUAUGGGCACCAGUGCUGCUUCAGUUGGAGAGUUGUGCCCAAAGCGAGCCGGGAUCCUCUCUGUCAGGGUUUGUUUCUGGCUGGCAGAGACGAUGCCAUUGAAAGGAGCCGCGUGACUCCCCUGGCCCCACCAUGCCCUUUUCCGACUUUGUCUUAGCGCUGAAGGACAAUCCCUACUUCGGGGCUGGCUUUGGCCUGGUAGGGGUGGGCACGGCUCUGGCUUUGGCCCGGAAGGGGGCCCAGUUUGGGGCGGUUGCUUUUCGCCGACACUACAUGAUCACCUUGGAGGUGCCCAGCAAGGACAAGAGCUACCAGUGGCUGCUGAGUUGGAUCUCGCACUAUGCCAAGCACACUCAGCACCUGAGCGUGGAGACCUCGUACCUGCAACAUGAGAGCGGGCGCAUCAGCACCAAGUUCGACUUUAUCCCCAGCCCUGGGAACCACUUCAUCUGGUAUCGGAGGAAGUGGAUCCGCAUCGAGCGGAACCGAGAGAAGCAAAUGAUCGACCUGCACACGGGGACCCCCUGGGAGUCAGUGACGUUCACAGCCCUGGGCACCAAGCGGGAGAUCUUCUUCAGCAUCCUCCAGGAAGCCAGGGAACUGGCUCUGAGGCAGCAGGAGGGGAAGACAGUCAUGUACACGGCCAUGGGUGCCGAAUGGCGGCCGUUUGGCUUCCCGCGCCGCCGUCGGCCGCUCGCCUCCGUGGUGCUGGAGAAGGGGAUCUCGGAGAAGAUCGUGCAGGACGUAAAGGAGUUCAUCGAUAACCCCAAGUGGUACAGUGAGAGAGGAAUCCCGUACAGGAGGGGCUAUUUGCUUUACGGGCCCCCGGGCUGUGGGAAAAGCAGCUUCAUCACGGCCCUGGCCGGGGAGCUGGAGUACGGCAUCUGCCUGCUGAGCCUGAGCGACCGCAGCCUCUCCGAUGACCGCCUCAACCACCUCCUCAGCGUAGCGCCGCAGCAGAGCAUCAUCCUCCUGGAGGACGUGGACGCGGCCUUCGUCAGCCGGGACCUCGCUGUGGAGAACCCAACUGCCUACCAGGGCAUGGGACGGCUGACCUUCAGCGGCCUCCUCAACGCGCUGGAUGGCGUCGCCUCCACGGAGGCCAGGAUCGUCUUCAUGACCACCAACCACGUGGACAGGUUGGACCCAGCCCUGGUACGCCCUGGCCGGGUGGAUCUGAAGCAGUACGUGGGACCCUGCUCCCGCUGGCAGAUUUCCCGCAUGUUCCAGCGCUUCUACCCAGACCAGCCGGCAGCUGCCGGGGACAAGUUUGCAGAGCAGGCCCUGCGCAUCUCCGAGCAGAUCAGCGCCGCCCAGGUGCAGGGCCACUUCAUGCUGUAUAAAGCAGACCCAGCCGGGGCCAUUGAAAACGUGCAGUCGAUUUCCCUGUGACCGAGGGCGGGCACCCUCAAAGGGGAGGGGCUUGUGGCGCCAUUCCUGGGAGUGACUCAUGGAGGACGUGAUAACCGUGAGGAUGCUGCUUUGUGACAGUCCCAAGGAGCCGAUCGCUCUUUGUUUCGCUACCUCAACGAGGCCUUGGGUUUCUAUUAAAAUAUAAAAAGAACUAGGA
Terrapene triunguis (Three-toed box turtle) is the source of this 3321-nucleotide messenger RNA. RefSeq names its product mitochondrial chaperone BCS1 (gene BCS1L). The transcript has 8 exons. Lineage: Eukaryota; Metazoa; Chordata; Testudines; Emydidae. Gene Ontology annotation, cellular component: mitochondrial inner membrane. The coding region runs from base 1884 to 3143 and encodes 419 amino acids. The record is from RefSeq and is a predicted model, not a curated record. Gene Ontology annotation, biological process: protein insertion into mitochondrial inner membrane from matrix; mitochondrial respiratory chain complex III assembly. Gene Ontology annotation, molecular function: ATP hydrolysis activity; ATP binding.